This is a messenger RNA of Dictyostelium discoideum AX4, 255 nucleotides long. RefSeq lists its product as hypothetical. The record is from RefSeq and is a predicted model, not a curated record. Lineage: Eukaryota; Evosea; Eumycetozoa; Dictyosteliales; Dictyosteliaceae. The transcript is spliced from 2 exons. Bases 1 to 255 code for a protein of 84 amino acids.
AUGGACUCUGAAAAACAUCAAAAUGAAUGUCCAAAAGUAUUUUUAAAAUGUGAAUUUUGUAAUACUGAUAUCAUAAGAUCAUCAUUAUCUGAUCAUCAUAAAACUUAUUAUUUUCAUGAAUCUAAAAAUUUCUUUUGGGGUACUAGUGAAUUUACAGAUUCAACAAAUGUUUUAAAAAAUUAUUUGAAUGAAAGGGGUGAACUAGAAUUAUAUUUCACAAUUAAUAUUAAAGGUGAAGAAACUGUUCCAUUAUAA